Molecule: messenger RNA, 1461 nt
Organism: Coniosporium apollinis CBS 100218
Lineage: Eukaryota; Fungi; Ascomycota; Dothideomycetes
Exons: 4
Coding region: 1-1461 (486 amino acids)
Source: RefSeq, a predicted model, not a curated record
AUGGACGCGUUAGCACCUCCCAGGAAGAGCGUCGAGCUUGAAGACCCAGGUGCACAUGAGCUCGGCUCAUCCGACGUCGAGGACCACUUCUCAGAUGCCUCAGAAGGGCGACAACCACCAGUCGAGCGAUCCAGUGGCACCUCCCCCGUCCCUCUCACCCGCGUAGAGCGAGUGGACGACAAGCCGGCCUACGGCGAAGUUCCCGGAACGCCUGCCUACAAGAUGCGGACCUGGGACGCCGUGCCCGACGAAGUCGAAGUCGUCCCCGAAGGACAGCGCAGCCGGAGCUCCUCUUGGCUCCGCCCCACAGACCGCCCCUCCACCCCCCGCUCGCCGGGCGGCACCCCUCUCGUUGUUGUCGAGAGGGUUGACGACAAGCCAAGUCAUGGCGAGGUGCCUGGAACGGAGGCACAUGCGAUUCGCAAGGCGGACGCUGCACCGGAUGUUAUUCUCAAGGCGCCGCAGAAGGCUGGGAAGAAGCUAGAGGGAUCGCCAACUUCGUCGGUGAACAGAUCUCCCAGCCCGGUCGAACCACUAGAGGAGCCUGCAGGCUUCGGUGACGAUGCGGCGGACACGAAUGACGACGAUGGCAUAGACGAAGGCUUUGGUGAUGAGUUUGACGACUUUGAAGAGGGAGGGCAAGAGGAUGAUGAUUUUGGCGAUUUCGGUGAUGGGUUUGAGCAGGCGGACCAGGGAGCAGAGAGUGCUUUUGAUCAGUCCUUUACUCAACCUUCUGCUCCUGUUGCUCCGCCUUCACUUCCCAUCCCUAAUUUCGACGACUCCAACACACCAGAAGAUAUCCAAGCCGCAUGUCAACCCUACAUCAGCGAACUCUUCCCCUCCCUCAACCUCGACCCCUCAACAGACUCGUCUUCGCAAACCGCCACCUCCCUCUUUCUCUCCGAGCGCAGCCUCUCCCUCUGGUCCCAGCUCGUCGCCCCGCCUCCCCUCCAACCCCCCAACUGGGUCCGCUCCCGCAUCCGCCGCCUCUUCCUCGUCUCCCUCGGCGUGCCCGUAGAUCUCGACGAGAUCCUCCCCGCCAGCAAGCAAAAGAAGCUGAUCCUGCCCUCCAUCAACCUCUCCAACGAGCGCUCACCGCGACCCUCAUCCGACAACCGCGGCAACGGCGCCGUCGCGCGCCUGAAACAGGGCAACGACUCCUCUGCCUCUGUCAACUCAUCCACCUCCAAGGCCGAGAGGAAACGCCGCGGUCCGCCGCCGCCGCCAGAGCUGGAUGUCAGCUCGACAACAAUGCUGUGCUCCACGACGGAGCUAGCGUUGAGGAGCUAUACGGACGAGGAGCUGGAGGCGCAUGUGGCACGGUUGAAGGAGCUGCAGAUACGGGCUAGUGAGGUGUUGGAGUAUUGGCUCAAGCAGAAGGAUAGCGCGAUGGGGGAUAAAGAUGCGUUUGAGGGGGUGAUUGAGAAUUUGGUCAAGCAUGCUAAGAAGGUUAGGGAGUGA